Penaeus chinensis is the source of this 1413-nucleotide messenger RNA. It is a transcript of the gene tsr, whose product is annotated as cofilin/actin-depolymerizing factor homolog. NCBI's taxonomy places the organism in Eukaryota, Metazoa, Arthropoda, Malacostraca, Decapoda, Penaeidae. The record is from RefSeq and is a predicted model, not a curated record. Gene Ontology annotation, cellular component: actin cytoskeleton; actin cortical patch; cytoplasm. Bases 153 to 599 code for a protein of 148 amino acids. Gene Ontology annotation, biological process: cell motility; actin filament fragmentation; actin filament severing. Gene Ontology annotation, molecular function: actin filament binding. The transcript has 5 exons.
GGGCCAAUCAGCGCGCGCGACACAGGCAGCCGGCGGCGCGGAGGAAUACGGCCGUGGCGGCGAGCACUCCGCCCUCCGACGCCGCGCCGACACCGCGCCCGCACGCUGCCCUGGCCGGAGUGAGCCCUUGGAAUUCGCCUUAGAGUAGCACAAUGGCUUCCGGAGUACAAGUAGCAGAUGCAUGCACACAGGCCUUUCUCGAUAUAAAAAAAAACAAGAAAUAUAGGUACAUCAUAUUCCACAUUAAAGAUGAGAAAGUUAUAGAUAUUGAAAAGUAUGGUGACAGAGAUAGUUCCUAUGAUGACUACUUGAAACAUCUUGAAGAGUUGGGCCCUGACCAGUGCCGCUAUGGUCUAUAUGACUUCGAGUAUGAGCACCAGUGCCAGGGAACAUCAGAUCGCACACCAAAGCAGAAGCUGUUCCUGAUGUCCUGGUGCCCAGACACUGCCAAGAUUAAGAAGAAAAUGCUUUACUCUUCAAGCUUUGAUGCCCUCAAAAGUGCAUGUGAAGGCAUUGGCAAAUAUAUCCAGGCCACGGAUAUGGCUGAAGCAUCAUACGAGUGUGUGUUGGAGAAACUGCGUUCUACUGACCGUGCCUAAACCUACUAUGGGAGGCCCCUCACGAAAAGCAGCCCUUACCCUGUGUUUGUUACUUUCCACCCUGGUGUAACACUGGUCUCGGCUCUUGCCGACCCAACUGCACUGUGAGGGGUCUUUCAGUACCACCCGCACUGCGGUCACUGCUGCCCUAGUCAUGCCCGGGCAGCAACUGUUUAUGCUACCCACGCAGCAUCAGGGGACUCAUUGUUUUAUACUUCUGAUUAUAUUAUUUUGAUUAUAAUUCAAAUUGGUUGGCAUGUAGGUGGGUGGCAGCAGUGUAGCACUGGUUCAAGCUCUGGCUGUUAUCCCAUGAUGAGUAGCAUUGGCAAGUCGAGACCCCAUCUUGUGAAGAAUGUGGACACAAGUGCCAUCCAGUGUGUUCUUCCAGAGAGACUUCUCUCUGAAUUCUUGGCAAAGAAUGUGGUUCAGUGGGUCUGCAUUGAUGAUUGACUUGAAGUUGGUGGAUUGUGCCUGGAACGCUAUACCAGUGUCGCCCGCUGCCACGUGUUGGCUGAGGCAAGUUUAGUAUUACCUGAAGCUCUUCCAUUUGUAUCUUUGUCAUCACAUCAGUGUGAAAUAUCAGUCUGCGUUCAUUAAGUAUAAUAUAAGCUUUAUAUAACGGAAUCAUGUUCAUAGGCAUUGGCCAAGUAUUGGCUCAAAGUACAUUUUGUAAUUGACACUGCUCAAAAUCUUUUGUUUGCAUUGGCUGUUGCCUUUGUCUGGAAAAAGGAAUUACCAUUACUUAAAGGGUUUUGUAUGAUUUUAUUGUAGGAUCAUUGUCAACUUGUCUAAAAUAAAUUUCUUUUUAAUGGUU